AUGUCGUCAGCACCUCCUCAAGCCAAUGAAAUGCACCAUUUCGAGCCAUCAGUCGAGCCAAUGCACGCGAAAUCAGCAGCUGAGCAGAAUGCGUUUUUGUCCAUGCUGAAAAAGGAUCACAAAUCUCAUCGUGCAAUCGCAGACAACUAUUUGAACUUCUGGGACGCAAACGAUGGAAAAGCAAGAGAGAACACCGAUGACGAGAGAGACGGCAGAAUAAGCAAUUACUAUGAUCUUGCGACCGACAUCUAUGAAGAAGCAUGGGCUCAAUCAUUCCAUCUCUGUCGGUUCGCAAUUGGCGAGCCAUUUCGGCAGGCUCUAGCACGACACGAGCACUAUUUGGCAUAUCUCAUGGGCUUAAAACGAGACAUGCACGUGUUGGAUGUUGGUUGUGGUGUCGGAGGUCCAGCAAGGGAGAUGGCAACUUUUACGGGAUGCACCGUUGUUGGAUUGAACAACAAUGGAUAUCAGGUCCAGCGUGCGACCCUGCAUUCUCAACGGCAAGGCCUUAGCACCAAAGUUUCUUUCGUCAAGGGGGACUUCAUGAACAUUGACUUCCCUGAGAAUUCUUUCGACGCCGUCUAUGCCAUCGAGGCGACCGUGCAUGCUCCCUCCCUCCAAGGCGCCUACGAGCAGGUUUACAAUGUUCUCAAACCAGGCGGUGCAUUUGGCGUCUAUGAAUGGGUCAUGACUGACAAAUAUGACGACUCCGAUCCCCGUCAUCGUGCCAUGCGUCUCGGAAUCGAACGCGGGAACGGUAUAGCGAGUAUGAUGACACGCCAGCACGCCGUGAGCGCCAUCAAAGCCGCGGGAUUCCUACUAGAAUACGAGGAAGAUCUGGCUGCUCAUCCGGACGAAAUUCCAUGGUACGCACCCCUUGCAGGAGAGUUUCGCGCUGGGGGUACGCUCUGGGAGCGUUUGACUGCGCUGAGGUUGACUUGGAUGGGGCGAAUGGCGAUGAGUACGUUGGUCGGGGUGCUAGAAGGUGUGCGUUUGGCUCCUCCUGGGACGUUAGAUACUUUGAAAGUGCUUUCACAGGGGGCAGAAGCCCUGGUGGCUGGUGGGAGAGAAGGGUUGUUCACUCCAAUGUACUUAAUGGUGGCAAGGAAGCCUACCCAGCGAGUCAGCGGCAAAGGGCAAUGA
Molecule: messenger RNA, 1143 nt
Organism: Uncinocarpus reesii 1704
Lineage: Eukaryota; Fungi; Ascomycota; Eurotiomycetes; Onygenales; Onygenaceae
Product: sterol 24-C-methyltransferase
Exons: 3
Coding region: 1-1143 (380 amino acids)
Biological process (GO): ergosterol biosynthetic process
Cellular component (GO): endoplasmic reticulum
Molecular function (GO): sterol 24-C-methyltransferase activity
Source: RefSeq, a predicted model, not a curated record